AUGUUGGAGUUUAUUAAUUUUUAUGUAACAUAUAAAACUACUGAUGCACUAAAUAUAGGGAAACUUUUAAGAGAUAGAUAUCUGGGAUGGAAAAUAUAUCAAAAAAACGUAUAUAAUGCAAUUCAUUAUGCCAAAAAAAAACUUUCAUAUGGAAAUGAGUUAGAUACAUCAAAUCUUUUGUUAUAUCUUUAUAACCUUAAAACUAAUGAUCCUAGAUGGUUCAUUGAAGCUAGAUUUGAUGCUGGAGCCAAUAGUACACAACAUGUUGAAGGUUUUAACAAAAAAAUACAUAACGGUACUAAGGCAAACUCCUCUUUAAUAACUUUUGUUAAGGAAAUUCAAGAUAUACUUGAUAAAGAAGCUGAAUUUGCUCGUGUAAAAGAGUAUAAACACCAAAUACCAACGGUUGGGCUUGCAACUAUACCAAAGACCUUUUUUAAAUCUUUAUAUAAUAUUGUAGAAGAAUAUCUUACAGAUUCAAUGUCAGUAUAUAUUUGUAAACAAAUGCAAAAUUGCUUUUUCUAUGAUGCUUAUAAGCUUGAUCAUAAAGAUUAA
This is a messenger RNA of Racocetra fulgida, 555 nucleotides long. The record is from the annotation of a GenBank genome assembly. Lineage: Eukaryota; Fungi; Glomeromycota; Glomeromycetes; Diversisporales; Gigasporaceae.